Molecule: messenger RNA, 1101 nt
Organism: Dermacentor silvarum
Lineage: Eukaryota; Metazoa; Arthropoda; Arachnida; Ixodida; Ixodidae
Gene: mRpL45
Product: probable 39S ribosomal protein L45, mitochondrial
Exons: 6
Coding region: 39-1076 (345 amino acids)
Cellular component (GO): mitochondrion
Source: RefSeq, a predicted model, not a curated record
UUUCUGGGUAGUUUAAAUGGAAACCCGAAACAUUCAAUAUGGCUGCGCACUGCAGUAACCUCAUGUUGCGGCUUGCAAUCAGUAGUGCUGGAAGCUCAUUGGUGCAGGGCCUGUUCCGACCGUCGGUGUCGGUGCAGCAGGUGCGCUGGGCCAAAGCAAACAAGCACUGGCAUCCAAAAUGGAAGGCCUUGCGGCGGCGCAAGGUUAUCAAGAUCAAGCUGCCUGAGUUCGAGGAGUUUCGAAACAGGGACCAGCUGACGCCGGAGGAGAUGCGCUCCAAGCUGAAGGAGCAAGGUGUCGCCCCCGAUCGACCGUGGAAUGAACGGCCCAUGGUCAUCAGCUGCUCGGGUGGUGUCUUUGAACCAUACCUCCCUCCCGAGGGUGAUGGAAAAGUGAGCGUCCUGACCAAGGCCGGAGCCAUUCAACGCAUGCGGCGCCUUGAGAUGCGUGGGAAGUCCUACAUGAACCUGCGAAAGAUCCGCGCCUAUGAGGACGAAUUUGACCUCGUCGAAUUUGCUGACACGGCCCAGGAUAUCUACAUAGAAGCUCACAAGGCACUUGUUAGUCGAGACGAAGACAAGCUUCAUGACCUGGUGACUGAGCACUGCUACCCUAUCAUGAUGGCGAACAUAGAGCGCAAGACACUGCGCUGGCAGUUUGUGCGCAGCCUUGAGCCCCCGCGAGCAGUGCACGUGCGGUGCACUGACAUGAUCAGUAAGGAGAACCUGUUCGGCCAGAUCACCAUGCGAUUCCACAGCCAGCAGACAUUGGCAGUGUAUGAUCGUUUUGGCCGCCUAAUGCACGGAAGUGAAGCGAUGAUCAAGGACGUUUUGGAGUAUGUAGUCUUCGAGAAGCACAUUUCAAAUGUGUACGGCACAUGGCGCAUACACUCCAAGAUCAUCCCAGAGUGGCAACCGCCAAAGGAACCCAUGCUGAAGACAUUUGUCAAGCCAAAGUCAGAGCCAGAGCCAGCUGCUGCCACAACAGAGACCACUACCACCACCACCAGUGAAACGCCGCCUCCUCCACAGUCACAGUCGUCACACCCCUCUGGGGAGACAUUUGCAGCGGCGUGAUAGUAGGACAUCAGUUUUAAGAAAA